Molecule: messenger RNA, 2625 nt
Organism: Brienomyrus brachyistius
Lineage: Eukaryota; Metazoa; Chordata; Actinopteri; Osteoglossiformes; Mormyridae
Gene: frmd3
Product: FERM domain containing 3
Exons: 14
Coding region: 325-2127 (600 amino acids)
Cellular component (GO): cytoskeleton
Molecular function (GO): cytoskeletal protein binding
Source: RefSeq, a predicted model, not a curated record
UCCCGUACCUUCAGUAUCUUAUGUGUUUAGAAAGGGCUGGUAUCAGAGAACCAUGUGUUUCAGGAAUAAGUGAACGGGAAGCAAACGCGCACUUUCCCUCUCUCGUUGAGGAAAGAUAAGACAGAUAGAUAGGUACAGUAUAUACAUAGGCAAGCGGACAGAGGGAGGGCAUGAGUGAGCGAGAGAGGGGGUGAGCUUUCCUAGUCCAGAAAGAAGGCAAGGCUGCUUUCUCUGCCUCGCUAUUUCACAGAGCGCUACCUCUACCCUUGCCUGUCACUGAUGGCGUUGCUUUGUCAUGUAGAAUAAGAAAAGAAGGAGAGAAGAAUGAAAAUGCUCCGAUUCCGCACUUCAAGCGUCCGAUCCUUAAAUCAGGAGAUCCAGUGUACAGUGAGGCUGCUGGACGAUUCGGAGAUCUCAUGCAGCAUCCAGAGAGACACCAAGGGCCAGUUCCUUUUGGAUCACGUCUGCAACCACUACAGCCUACUGGAAAAGGAUUAUUUUGGCAUCCGCUAUGUGGACCUACAAAAACAGAGGCACUGGCUAGAGCCCAACAAGACCAUCACCAAGCAGAUGAAAGCUCAGCCUCCAUACACCAUGUGCUUCAGGGUCAAGUUUUACCCCUAUGAACCAAUGAAAAUCAAGGAGGAGCUGACCAGGUACCUCCUCUACCUGCAGCUAAAAAGAGAUAUUUACCAUGGCCGCCUACUGUGUCCUUUUGCCGAUGCAGCUUAUCUCGGGGCUUGUAUCGUGCAAGCUGAACUUGGGGAUUACGACCUGGAUGAGCACCCAGCAGACUACAUCAGCGACUUCCAACUGUUCCCUAAGCAGAGCCAGAAGCUGGAGAGGAAGAUCAUGGAGAUCCACAGGAACGAGAUGAGGAGCCAGUGCCCGGCAGUGGCUGAGAUGAACCUCCUUCAGAGAGCGCACGCGCUGGAGACGUACGGCGUCGACCCCCACCCCUGCAAGGACUUCACUGGAUCCACUGCAUUUUUGGGGUUCACUGCUACUGGCUUUGUGGUGUUCCAGGGGAACAAGCGGAUCCACCUGCUGAAAUGGGCUGAUGUAAGCAAACUGAAAUUCGAAGGGAAGACUUUCUAUGUAAUUGGUAUGCAGAAAGAGAAGAAAUUGGUGCUGACCUUUCACACGUCCACGCCAGCAGCCUGCAAGCAUCUGUGGAAGUGUGGGGUGGAGAACCAGGCCUUCUACAAGUGUGCAAAAUCCAGCCAAAUAAAGACAGUAUCCAGCAGUAAUAUAUUUUUCAAAGGGAGCCGAUUUCGGUACAGUGGAAAGGUGGCGAAAGAGGUUAUAGAGGCAAGUUCUAAGAUACAAAGAGACCCCCCUGAAGUGCACAGGUCCAGCUUCAGCCAGAGCAGGAGCUUCAACUCACUGAGCAACAGGCAGCUUAUCAUGAACAUGGAGCCCCUGCAGCCAGCACUGCCCUCCCCCAGCGAGAGUGAGGAGGCCUGCAUGGAGACUGGUCUGCUCGCCCUAAAGGAGUCCGUCCACUUGUCUCCCCUGAAGUUGGCUAUUGUCUCACAACCCGAGGCAGGGAAGAAUGGGGCUGAACGGGGGGCAGGAGACGCCCUCCUAUCAGAGGAGCGCACACUGUGUAAAGAGGAGCGACGGCACGAGGAAGAUGAGGAGGAGGGUGGUGAGGCCCUGACGAUCUCGGAGCUGGUGUACAGCCCAUGUGCCAGCCUGCUGCCCACCCCAGUGGAGGACGUAGGCGGAGUCGACCUGCUGUUCGAGAGCCCCGUCAAGCUACUGAAGGAGCUGCAUGCUGACAGCGGCCUGCGGGACGAGCCGGAGGGCGAGCAGGAGUGUGAGGGGGCCCAGGAGGAGCGGGUGAGGGAUGCCCCCCGGGGGCUAAGCCCACGGGCGGGGGGCAGCGCGCCACUGGGUGCCUGUCUGCGCAGUCUGGCCCGCCUGCUGGCCUUGGCACUGGGCCUGCUGCUGAUUCUGCUGCCCCUGCUACUACUGCUGCUCGAGUCCGACAUCGACGUCUCCUUUCUGCGCGAGAUUCGCCAGACGCCCGAGUUUGAGCAGUUCCACUACGAGUACUACUGUCCUCUGCGGCGUUGGGUCGUGUGCAAGAUAAACAUCGUCCUGGACAAGCUGGGGGGCUAGUGAAGGAGAGGGCUUCCCGGCAGCUAGUGGGGGCCGUCUGCAUCGGGCGGAAAUAAACGGGUUGCUUUCAUUUCCGGGUCGUUUCUGUGGGGAUUUUUUUUUUUGCUUUCACACAAGCACACACACAUUUCUAGAGCCACACCCAGGCUGAUGUUCAGCCAUCACUGUUCUUGAGUCAGAUAGCCUUGCACCAGCAUGGUGCAGAAAACAGUUCGAGGCAGUCCUGAGGACUGGUGGUACAAAGGAGCAGAGGGGAGAAGCACUGAUUGGGAGAGUUUCGUUAAUAACCAUUGUGUAUAUAGCAAACAUACAUCUAAUUAUGUUAACGAAGUGAUAUUAAUGAUGGUAGCAAUGAUAUCAGGAAAAUUAGUGAAAGGCCACAGAGUUGUUUUGGUUACUCAUAUAGAAACACUUCCAGUUUGAAAGCAACUCAGUUUUGUCCUGUAAAAAAGAGAUCCACAGCGUAUCUGUAUAUUUUAAAAUAAAACUUUACACUGU